Colletotrichum destructivum is the source of this 1584-nucleotide messenger RNA. Its product is annotated as Putative major facilitator superfamily, MFS transporter superfamily. NCBI's taxonomy places the organism in Eukaryota, Fungi, Ascomycota, Sordariomycetes, Glomerellales, Glomerellaceae. Bases 1 to 1584 code for a protein of 527 amino acids. The transcript is spliced from 2 exons. The record is from RefSeq and is a predicted model, not a curated record. Gene Ontology annotation, molecular function: transmembrane transporter activity. Gene Ontology annotation, biological process: transmembrane transport. Gene Ontology annotation, cellular component: membrane.
AUGGGUGAGACCGCAUCGGUGUCGUCGUCGGCGACGCCUCAGCCGGCCGCCCGGGAAGAGCCCGUCAACUACGGACCUCCCGAAGAGGGCAUCUUCAAACACAUCUCCAAGUUCAUCCCGUACUUCCGCGACGCCCGCAAUGUGCUCGUGUUCAAGCUGGACGUCAUGCUGCUCGCGUGGAUGUUCCUCGCCGGUAUCAUGAAGGAGAUGGACCAGUCCGCCACGACGCAGGCCUACGUCUCGGGCAUGAGGGAGUCGCUCAACCUCUACGGCAACGAGCUGGUCGAGUUCAACACCUUCUUCUCCAUCGGCUACGCCCUCGGUCUGGUCCCUGGCCAGUUGAUCCAGACGCGGUUCCGGCCGUCGAUAUUCCUCCCCCUCUGCGAGAUGAGCUGGGGACUGUUGGUUCUCUUCACAUACAAAGCACCCAAUGCCCAGACCAUCUUCGGCCUCCGCUUCUUCCUCGGCCUCUUCUCCUCCGCCUUCUGGCCCAGCGUCGUCGCCCUCAUCUUCAACUGGUACACGCCGGCCGAGCUCGCCGUCCGUGUCGCCUGCUUCACCGUCUGCGACGUCGCCGGCGCCAUGUUCCUCGGCGCCCUGCAGGCCGCCCUGUUCCGCGACAUGAACGGCGUCCACGGCUACGCCGGAUGGCAGUGGCUUUUCUUGAUCGCCGGCGCCGUCACCGUCGGCCAGGGCCUCAUCGCCUUCGUCACCGUGCCGGACUCGCCCUCCAACACGCGCGCCCUCUACCUCACCGAGAACGAGAAGCGCCUCGCCCGCGAGCGCAUGGGCGAUUCCGGCGUCACCACCUCCAAGCGCAUCCCAGCCAGGCUCCUCCGCGCCAAGAUCCGCAAGCUCCUCGUCCACCCCGUCACCUACUUCUUCCUCUUCUCCUUCGCCUUCAGCGCCUGGGCCCACCGCGCCAACUCAUACUUCGUCCUGUACCUCGAGAGCAUCAAGGACGCCGCCGGCAACCGCGUCUACGACACGUACCACGUCAACAUCCUGCCCCUGGGCGGCUACGCCCUGCAGAUCGUCACCAACGUCGGCCUCAACUGGCUGUCCGACUGGAAGCACUGGCGCUGGCAGAUCAGCGUCUUCUCCGCCGCCGCCCACGGCAUCUGCCUCGCCGUGCUGUGCGGCUGGCCGUCCGACCACAAGGUCAUCCUCGCCUUCUACUUCCUCACGUACGCGACCAACGCCGGUAGCCCCUCUCUCAUGGCGUGGAUGGCCGAGAUCCUCCGCAAGGAGCCCGAGGCCCGUUCCAUCAUCGUCGCGAUGACCGUGACCACCGUCUACGUCGGUCACGCCACGAUCCCCCUUGGGGCGUUCCGGGUUGCCGACGCGCCCAGAUAUCCCAUCGGGUUCCCGCUCACGACCUCCUUCACUGUCGCUACCAUCUUGGUCCAGCUUGGCAUGUUGUGGUGGCAUAGACGGCACCCUGAGAUUGCCGAGUACGGAUAUGAAAAGCCCUCCAACGCUCACCGGUCGGACGAAGAGAACCCCAAGCUGGGCGACAAUGAGACAGUAGUCAGCGGGCCUGACUCGAAGGCGGCCCAGAUUACAGACUCGAGGGAGCUGUAG